Messenger RNA from Moneuplotes crassus, 1145 nucleotides. Lineage: Eukaryota; Ciliophora; Spirotrichea; Euplotida; Euplotidae. The record is from the annotation of a GenBank genome assembly.
GGAAAUUAAUGUUGACUUUCGAACUAAUAAAACAACAACGGAAGAAAAUGAAUCUUCUUGUUCUACAAUUCAAGAUAACCUUGAAAAGGGUGCAACAUCAGAAUGAUCAAAGAGGAAGAACGAAGACUUUCCCUUAGACAUUGUCAUGGAAAAGAGUGCUAAAAUCGAAGAAUCCAAUGCUUCUGUAGAUAGCAAAAAUCUUUAUACUAAAGCAUUGAAAAAGAUGGCUAUCAAAAAGAAAGACCAUGAGUCGACUAAAUCCCUCUCUGUCCCAGUAAUGGCUUUACCAAAAGGAAGGGCUCCUGAAGCCAAACUAAAAUCAAAAAUAGCAAAUUUUAUUGAAGGAACUAAGCUAAUCCCUCAAAAGGUCAACACAAAGGAACUCAUAAAAUCCGAAAAAUUUCGAAGCCGAAUGGGCACACCUAUGAGAUCAUUCAAGAUCUCUGAUAUAAAAUCAGAGAAGGAAAGAACCAUCCAAAAGAGCUUAAUGCACUUGCUCGAUAAACCUGUACCACUUUUUAAGAAGAGAGAAGAAAGCGAUUCAAAAACCUUCAAUGUGAUACAACUACGAGUCGAUUUUAAGAACAGCAUGCAGGAUAGCAAUGUACAGAUCAUUCCAUAUCAAGAGAAAAAGCGUGGCUCAUCACGGAUUACCACAAGGAUGUCACAAAAGGUUCCUGCGGACUUUGACAUUAUGAAAUAUCAAAGCAUAGAGCUGCCCUCACCUAAGCCUAUGAAAGAGCCUAGAUUCAUGAGAAUAUCAAAGAGCAAGAGGGAAUUUUUGCCCAAAAGGCAGAAUAAGUUGCUGCUAAAAUAAACAAAUGAUAUUUAAUAAGCAAAUGGGAAUGAAUUCUCCAAGAAGAAAUAUUAAGACUGUCCAGAAUCUGUAUAGGUCACCUCAGGCUGGAAAAGAUGAAUUAAAAAGAUUUAAGAGCAAAGCAGGCAGGAGUAGAGCCUUGAGGAAGUUUGUGUCCCCAGAAAAUCUCAGGACUGCUAGAAGAAGUUCUUAUCGAAAGAAGCUACAGAUCUAUAGAUACAAGGAAUCAACAAUGACUCCUUGAAUGGGGUCGAGGCUCGAAUAAGAGUCCAAACAGCAGGUCAUAAUUAGGCUUCCAUAUUUAUCAACUUUUCAUAAUCUUUCAAAC